AUGCAGCAGUCGGCGACGAAUCCCGCAGGUGACUACUCAAGUCGACCGUAUGGACCAGCGGCACUUCCGCCCACAUUGUUUGCUGAGCACAGGUGGAGACAGUGGAAGUGGCGGUCUCGGUUGUUGUUGUGGUUGAGUGACGUCAAGUUGUCCGUCUCUGUCUUUACGGUAGUAUCCGUCGUGGUGGUAGUGCCGGCAGGAGGUGUCGUUGUCACGAUCACUGUUUGCGUGCCGGCAGGCUUGGACGAUGUUCUCGUCUUGGUCGAGGUCCGCGUUGUGGUUUUGUACACAGUAACUAUCUUCGGCUUCGGCUUCGACCACGCCUGGUUGCAGGCUGAGCAGAUCAGGAAUUUGGACCGUCGAGGUAACGGUCGAAGUAAGGGUCUCAGUCAACGUGGCAGUGGUGGAGACCGUGGAUGUGGUUGUGCUGGGCGGCGCGGUUUCCAUGAUUUUGACUUUGGUAGACUCCGUGGUUGUGCUCGUUACUGUAUCUGCUGGUGGAGCUCCUGCAGUCACGGUGCGGGGAAUGGUCACGGCGUUGGGUACGAUUGUGGCCGUCUUGUAUGUUGUUUUGGUCAACGUCUUAAGCUUCGUCUGCGUGACCAGUCUCGGAGAGUAACCGGGACAAGCCGCUUUGCAGUAGCCAUAACCGUUAUGCGUCUUCAGAACUUGGGCAGCAGUACCCUGGACAUCUACACCACGCCGAAUCAUUCAGUUAUCGCCUACUUAAAGGUGCAAUAG
This is a messenger RNA of Paraphaeosphaeria sporulosa, 741 nucleotides long. RefSeq lists its product as uncharacterized. The transcript is spliced from 3 exons. NCBI's taxonomy places the organism in Eukaryota, Fungi, Ascomycota, Dothideomycetes, Pleosporales, Didymosphaeriaceae. The record is from RefSeq and is a predicted model, not a curated record. The coding region runs from base 1 to 741 and encodes 246 amino acids.